AUGGAUGCUCUGACCAUUAAAGAAGAAAAAUGUAAAGUGUUGGAAACAAAGCUUCGCUACACUGAGAAGCAUGUCGAUGAUUUUCUAUCGGAGAAUGCUGUCACUAGAAGUUGUAUCUUCGACAUUACUGGAUUGCUCUUUGAUAUCAUUGAUACUUGUGAUCGCAUGAUCUCCAUCACUAUAAAGAAGCAUCUGGCUAAGAAGUUAUGCUCGGUGUUCGCUAUGUUGCACCGUUUGGAAGGUGUUAUGAAACCGGUGUCGAUUUUGCAAGAAGGGGGAAAAGGUGGCUCCAAAGUUCAAUUGAAUGAACCCCCCAAAGCUCUAGUGAACCCUUUGGUCAAUCCUCCUGUCAUCAAGAAAGAACCCAAGUGUAAAGAAAAGCUAUUUAACGAUGAACCCAUUAUCAAUGAUGAAGGAGACGAAGAGCCAGAUGAAGCUGAGCUUAAAAGGCGGAAGGCUCGUGAGGCGGAGUUGGACAAAAAUGCUCACAUUGUCAGAGAGGAAGAAGAAAAGGAAAAGGCUGAUAAAGAAGAUCAGGCCACACUUAGAAGCUGA
Lactuca saligna is the source of this 555-nucleotide messenger RNA. NCBI's taxonomy places the organism in Eukaryota, Viridiplantae, Streptophyta, Magnoliopsida, Asterales, Asteraceae. The record is from the annotation of a GenBank genome assembly.